Messenger RNA from Dothidotthia symphoricarpi CBS 119687, 679 nucleotides. RefSeq lists its product as uncharacterized. NCBI's taxonomy places the organism in Eukaryota, Fungi, Ascomycota, Dothideomycetes, Pleosporales, Dothidotthiaceae. The coding region runs from base 246 to 644 and encodes 132 amino acids. The transcript has 2 exons. The record is from RefSeq and is a predicted model, not a curated record.
CUUCACCAGUCGUUUUCUCAAUUCUCCAUACCCAUCAUGCCUGUGGAAGCAUACAUCGGUUUCUGUGGUGUUUUUCAGAGUAACCACACGUCCAUGUCUUCGCCUGAUGGGCUAAACAAAAGCUAUUUCCUGCCAAAACCAGCCCGUCUGACGCACACGAUGAGUAUUGCGGUAGGGCAGAAACUGGAGAUGGAGCAGCCUGAAGGGACUGGGAUCACUGAGAACUUGGAGGCAGUGCAUCCAGGAUGCGAGACUCGAGGGUAUAUCGGAUAUGGAUAGGUCGAGGAGUGGAUGCACGGGUGGUACUUACCUUCACCACAGUAGGUAUGUUGUGUGGUGAAAAAGUGCACAAUUGCACCGCAAACAUGUCCGCCCCCCAGACCACCACUACCACCACCACCAUCACCACCAACGACGCCGCCGACACCGACGCCGAAAGCAUCGCCAUGUCAAUCUCCGACGGCGAGUCCGACGCUGGCGAGCACAAACGCUACCAAUGCUGCGUGUGCGAGCUGCACAACAAGAUCUUCGUGGCCUUCGACAAGGAGGGAGGUGAGGCGUGCCCACUUUGUGGCCACGCCGGGUGCGACGAGUGGUGUGGAGUGUACGUGCGGGCGACGAACGAGAUCCUGGGUUCAGAAUAGCACGAGCACGAGAAGCCUCUGACAGGGGGAAGAAA